Molecule: messenger RNA, 1167 nt
Organism: Caenorhabditis briggsae
Lineage: Eukaryota; Metazoa; Nematoda; Chromadorea; Rhabditida; Rhabditidae
Exons: 6
Coding region: 1-1167 (388 amino acids)
Molecular function (GO): protein binding
Source: RefSeq, a predicted model, not a curated record
AUGGUUAACAACAAGAAAGGCCGAGCGAAACCAAAAAAUUAUGCGAAGAUUGAUUCGCAGUGGGAACAGAAUGAAAUUCUUGAAAAACUGAAAUCAGUGGUGGUGGCUGAAACUGAAGAGAUCACAAAUUCAUAUGAGAAAAAAUUCGAUGAAAUCGCGUCGAAGCUGCAAUCAAUGGAAGAAUCAAUUUCGAAAAAUUCAAUUUUAUCGAAUAGUUCUAAGAAUUGGGAACAGAAAUCAGCGAAGAGAUUUGUGCUGAAGCAUUUGUUUGAAAAUGUUAAUGAUUUAGAUGAGAACAAUCGUUAUUCUUACAGCGAAGAAGAGGAGCAUUUCGAUAUGAAAUGGAAGAUGAAAAUCGAACGCAACAAGAAUCAUAUUGGAUUCUUUGUUUUUUUUAAUCCCAUAGCUCCGGUCGAAAAUAAAUAUUCGAUUGAAACAAAAUUUGAAUUGAGAAUGAUGGGUAGAGACAACAACAAUGCCACCAAAACGUUGAAAUAUUGUUUCGAGACGAAAAAGGGAUAUGGAUGUGAUCGUUUUUUGAAAUGGCAACAAUUAGAAGACGAUUAUCUUAUUGAUGAUAAACUGACAGCUCAAGUGGAAGUUGAGAUUAUGAAAAUGAGUGGGUAUGGAAAGAAGAGAAUUCGGAAAUUCGACGAAUCACAGAAAGAAGUCUCCGAUGUUGUUGUAGUGGUUCAAGACGCCAAAUUCUAUGUCUUAAAAAUGUACCUCGCCGCACAAUCUCCCUUCUUUAAAACUCUUUUCCUCGGAAAUUUCUCAGAAUCCGGCAAAUCUGAACUCACUCUGUCUGGAAUUGAUUCAAAUGAUUUCCAGCGUUUUCUGGAGGUGCUUUACGGCGAAUCCGCUAUCGAUGAUUCAACAAUCGAAGGAAUCUUGCUCGUUGCAGAUAUGUAUGAUACAUCGAUUGUUGUUCGAAAAUGCGAAGAGUUUCUGAUGGAAAAAUCGAAAAAGAAUUUGAAGAAAAAACUACUAUUGUCGACACAAUACUGUCUUGAAAAAUUGAAGACUCAAUGCCUCUCAGUAAUCCAUAAUAUCUACGAUGUUCGAGUAUUUCUCCCUGGCGAUCUCAGCGAUCUGGACCCAUCGGAUGUGCUCGCAAUUCUUCAAAAAUGUGUUUCUCAUGCUGGCGUCAGUGACGAGCAAUGGUAA